GGGCCUGCGCUGGGCGGGGGCAGUGGCUGCAAAUGCCGUUGGUGCCGUCCACAGUGUUGUGAGUCCUCCUGGGUGGGCCCCGGUGGCUGUGCCCGUUUUGGGAGGGGGCUUCCUGAGUCUGAUCUGCCGCUGUCAUGCACGACGCCUUCGAGCCGGUGCAGAUCCUGGAGAAGCUGCCGCUGCAGAUCGACUGUCUGGCAGCGUGGGAGGAAUGGCUUUUAGUUGGGACAAAACAAGGACACCUUCUCCUUUACACAAUUCGAAAAGAAAUGGGAGAGGUUACGACAUCAGAAAGUGGCUGUUGCAACAGGUUUGAAGUGAAGCUAGAGAAAUCGCACAAGAACUUCUCGAAGAAGAUUCAGCAGAUUCAUGUUGUGCCCCAGUUCAAAAUUUUGGUCAGUUUGUUAGAAAACAGCAUUUAUGUUCAUGAUCUGUUGACAUUUCAACAGAUCACGAUGGUUUCCAAGGCUAAGGGAGCAACUCUCUUCACCUGUGAUCUGCAGCACUCUGAUACGGGAGAAGAAGUCCUAAGGAUGUGUGUAGCAGUGAAAAAGAAACUACAGCUCUAUUACUGGAAAGACAGAGAGUUCCAUGAACUGCAGGGUGACUUAAGUGUGCCAGAUGUACCCAAGUCAAUGGCAUGGUGUAAAAAUUCCAUCUGUGUGGGUUUCAAGAGGGACUACUAUAUAAUAAGGGUGGAUGGAAAGGGUUCCAUCAAAGAACUCUUCCCCACAGGAAAGCAGCUUGAGCCACUGGUAGCCCCUUUGGCAGGUGGCAAAGUUGCUGUCGGCCAAGAUGAUUUAACUGUUGUACUGAAUGAAGAAGGGAUGUGUACACAGAAAUGUGCCUUGAAUUGGACUGAUAUCCCAAUAGCCAUGGAGCAUCAACCUCCAUAUAUUGUGGCGGUACUUCCAAGGUAUGUCGAGAUCCGUACUUAUGAGCCCCGUCUCCUAGUACAGAGUAUUGAGCUGCAGAGGCCACGGUUCAUUACCUCAGGAGGUACAAAUAUUGUGUAUGUGGCCAGCAAUCAUUUUGUUUGGCGACUUAUUCCAGUUUCCAUUGCAACUCAGAUUCAGCAGCUUCUCCAAGAUAAGCAAUUUGAAUUGGCUCUGCAGUUGGCUGAUAUGAAGGAUGACUCUGAUAAUGAGAAGCAACAACAGAUCCAUCAUAUUAAGAAUCUUUAUGCCUUCAAUCUCUUUUGCCAAAAACGCUUUGAUGAAUCUAUGCAGGUUUUUGCUAAGCUUGGGACAGAUCCUACACAUGUGAUGGGUCUUUAUCCUGAACUGUUGCCAAGUGAUUAUAAGAAACAGCUCCAAUAUCCCAAUCCUGUGCCCGUUCUCUCUCCGGCAGAACUGGAGAAAGCACAUUUGGCACUUAUAGAUUACUUAACUCAGAAAAGAAGUCAGUUGGUGAAGAAACUGAAUGACUCGGACCAUCAGUCCAGCACUUCACCCCUCAUGGAUGGCAUCCCCACCAUCAAAUCGAAGAAGAAGCUGCUGCAGAUCAUUGACACAACCCUGUUGAAAUGUUAUCUCCAUACCAAUGUAGCCCUGGUGGCACCACUGUUGCGCCUGGAAAACAAUCACUGCCAUAUUGAGGAAAGUGAGCUUGUACUCAAGAAAGCCCACAAAUACAGUGAGCUGAUCAUACUGUAUGAGAAGAAAGGUCUGCAUGACAAAGCUUUGCAGGUUCUAGUGGAUCAGUCAAAGAAAGCUAACUCACCUUUGAAGGGCCAUGAGAGGACAGUGCAAUACUUGCAACAUUUGGGAGCAGAGAAUUUGAACUUAAUAUUUGCCUAUUCUGUUUGGGUGCUUAGAGACUUCCCUGAAGAUGGACUGAAAAUAUUUACAGAAGAUCUUCCUGAGGUGGAAGCCCUCCCACGUGAAAAGGUUCUUAACUUCCUGCGAGAGAACUUUAAAAGCCUGGCUAUUCCUUAUUUGGAACAUAUAAUUGAUACCUGGGAAGAGGCUGGUUCAGAAUUCCACAACUGCCUAAUUCAGCUUUACUGUGAGAAAGUGCAAGACUUAAUGAAAGAGUAUCUCACAUCUUUUCCUCCAGAUAAAACACCAGUGCCACCUGGAGAGGAGGAAGGAGAACUAGGAAAGUAUCGGCACAAGCUUCUUCAUUUUCUUGAGACUUCGAGUUGUUAUGAUGCUGAGCAGCUCAUCAGUGACUUUCCCUUUGAUGGCCUUCUAGAAGAACGUGCACUGUUGCUGGGAAGGAUGGGAAAUCAUGAACAGGCACUCUUCAUAUAUGUGCACAUCCUAAAGGACACCAACAUGGCUGAAAAUUACUGUCACAAACACUAUGAUAGAGCCAAAGAUGGCAACAAAGAUGUGUACUUGUCUCUGCUCCGUAUGUACCUUUCACCGCCUAGUGUGCACUGCUUAGGACCAAUCAAAAUGGAACUUUUGGAGCCUCAAGCUAAUCUUCAGGCUGCAUUGCAGGUUUUGGAGCUUCAUCACAGCAAGUUGGACACUACCAAAGCAAUAAACCUCCUUCCAGCUAACACUCAAAUUAGUGAGAUUCGAAUCUUCCUGGAAAAGGUCCUUGAAGAAAAUGCACAGAAGAAGCGAUUCAGUCAAGUUCUUAAGAACCUUCUCCAUGCUGAAUUCUUGAGAAUACAGGAGGAACGGAUUGUACAUCAGCAAGUAAAAUGUAUAAUCACAGAGGAAAAGGUUUGCAGUGUAUGUAAAAAAAAGAUUGGAAAUAGUGCCUUUGCCCACUAUCCAAAUGGAGUAGUUGUGCAUUAUUUCUGUUCCAAAGAAGUGGGUACAGCAGAUACCUGAAAGGAUUGACCUGCAUAACAUGAACUAUGACGCUUGUGUGGAAGGAGAAAGAGGACAUGUUUUAAAAAGCAAAGGCUUCUCUAAUCUUCUGAGCUCUGUUGCUUUCAAACAACUGGAGCCCAGAGUGUCUUCAUCCGAUGACUCUACUUGUACUUUGCCACUAUUGGCUUAGUCCAAAAAUAGACCUCUGUCUAUUCUUCAGUAUACUUACCAGUAGAUUAACCUCAGCACUUCUGUGUGAGGAAGGAUGAAAAUAGCAAUGAGUAGCCACUGCACUCCAGAUCUUGCAGCAGUGAACUUUAGAAAGUCUCAAACAUCGACCAAGGAUGAAAGAAUAAAAUUGAUGAUGGUGGAUGAGAGAUGUUUUGUGCUGGAUUUCAUAUUCCAAUCAUAGAAAAAAAAUCUUUAAUCAGCACUGUAUUGAGACUUACUUCUAUCACCCAUUUGGAGGUUAAUGCUUCCAGAAUGUCUGUACCUGGAUUUCCUGGUGUUAGGAAAAUAGGUAUCGCCGGCCAGAGAAUUCUUACUCUUUGUACCUAGAGUGGCUAUCAUUAGUUCCAAGGGGCUCUAGUCUCAUACAUUAUGCUUGAAAUUGGCAAACAUCUAUUUCCCAUUUUCAGAGAGGUAUGUAAAUAUAAACUAUUUGCACUGUGUAUAGUUGUUCCUGUUACUAGUGGAAUGAAAAGCAGCAAUUAUUAUAUGAUGAAACAGGGAACAGGCAUUUGCACUUGUAUCAAAAAUUAAAAACAAUCCCUUAACAUUAUCACCUGGAAAAAUAGGUGUGUGUGUGUCUUAUUGCUUCAGCAUUGGUCAAGACUUUGGAGUUGCCAUUGCUUGUAAAUGAAGUGCUUUUUAUUCAGCCUCUAGCAUAUUUCACUCCAUUCAAACUGGUGCUGUCUGUGGCUUUAUGUACCCAGAUCACUUCAACAUUGGAAAACCCUGGUUUGCACAUGCCCUUAUAGUCUGUAAUAUCUAUGGGUUGACAUUUUUUCUGCAAAAUAUAAUAUGUGAAGAUAAAACAAUGAGUAUAUUAAUGUUCACAUGAAUGCAGAAGCAGUCAGACCAACAAGUCAUGGUAAGAGCAAUCAGUUCAGAAUAGCUGUAUGGGGAAAUUUACUCACCAUUGCAGUCCAACUGUGGGGUUUUAUUUGUACUUAUAAUCAUUCAGCGAAUUUGGCAAAGAAUCCAUUUCCAGGUCUUGCCAAAAAUUAAUAUUUGUUUCCUGAGAAGUAGGUCGAGGAAAUUAAAAUACAGUAAAAUCUUCUUGUAUGCUGACUGAAUUUCUCUGAGAUAGCCAACUGACUUGAGGAAGCACAAGAAUAAGUGUAAUGCUUACUGAAACUUAUGUAAAACAGCCUAGCUUUCUCUAGCAGAUGCUUCUCUGAUUUUCUCCAUGACAUUUCUUUUAAAGUAUAUCUUCAUGGUCACAUCUAUUGCAUCUCAGGCAGUAAAUCUUCAGGUUUGGGAUUUGUUCUUGUGUUGUGAAGUUUUUUUUUUUAAUUUUAUUUUUUUCUGUUUGAAAAAGAGAGCAUACAACUCCUGGAUUUUUUGUGUAUUAAGAUAUCUUUGUUGACUACUACAGAUUGGGGCAUGAAGACUGAACCUCUUAGACAUAUGUAACUAACAAGAAACUGUUUAAAAUCAAUAAUCUGUGCAGCCCAUUCUGACCCUAACUAUGCACAGUUGAGUAUGUCUGCUGCCAAUAAAACUCCAUGCUGCAUUGAAGCUUUUUAGAUGUAGUUUUCUUAUCCACAGUGAAGCUUCUAUGUGUCUCAGUUCACUUUAGUUGCUUAAAUUUUGCAGAGAUGUGGCUUGUGCUGUAAUUGCCUGCAGAUAGUCUUGCACAAUAUCUGGGACAUUAACUGUACAACAGGUUUAUUUAAAGCAAUAAAUUAUUACAAAGAUUUGAGAAAA
This is a messenger RNA of Sphaerodactylus townsendi, 4703 nucleotides long. RefSeq names its product VPS39 subunit of HOPS complex (gene VPS39). The transcript is spliced from 26 exons. Gene Ontology annotation, biological process: autophagy; vesicle-mediated transport; intracellular protein transport. Lineage: Eukaryota; Metazoa; Chordata; Lepidosauria; Squamata; Sphaerodactylidae. The record is from RefSeq and is a predicted model, not a curated record. Gene Ontology annotation, molecular function: protein binding. Gene Ontology annotation, cellular component: cytoplasm; membrane. Bases 135 to 2789 code for a protein of 884 amino acids.